Molecule: messenger RNA, 1074 nt
Organism: Zymoseptoria tritici IPO323
Lineage: Eukaryota; Fungi; Ascomycota; Dothideomycetes; Mycosphaerellales; Mycosphaerellaceae
Exons: 1
Coding region: 1-1074 (357 amino acids)
Source: RefSeq, a predicted model, not a curated record
AUGGCCACCGCAACGGCGCUCCCUGAAGUGCUUGCCAACUUCACAUCUGCGACUGAAUCUGCGAUACAAGGUCUACCCACCGCCGAGACAUUCCUUCUCCCAGAAAAUGGCAAUACCCUCUUCGACACGAAGAAUGAGAUCUUCCUCGCCUACCUUCAAGCUCUUGCGCUGCGCAAUUUGAACGUCAUUCGAAGCAUCAAAAAUGGCGACAAGGCUGAGGAGACUCAGAAGCUCAGUGAGGACAUCACCAAAAAGCUGGUCGAGCAUAGAGUCUACUUGGAAAGAGGUGUGAAGCCGCUUGAAUUGAAGCUCAAAUACCAGGUCGACCGGGUUGUGAAGGCGGCAGAGGACCAAGAGCGAGCUGCGGCGCACAAGGCAAAGCAAGGUGCUCUUGCAAUGGCCAAAGCUAGCAACAAGGACGACGAGUCGGAGGACAGCGACAGCGACAGCGAUGCCGAGCUGGGCGCCGAUAUGACCGCCUACCAACCCAACCUCAAGACGAUCCAAUCGCAAACUGCUGAAGCCGACACCACUCGUGGCAACAAGUCUACUGCCUCCUCUGAUGGUGUCUACCGCCCGCCUCGCGUCUCUGCAACCUCCAUGCCCACCACCGAGCGCCGCGAACCCAAAGCCGAGCGCAAACCUCACCGAUCGGCCACUCUUGACGAAUACGUCUCGACUGAACUAUCAACCGCUCCACUCGCUGAGCCCAGCAUAGGCAGCAACCUGGCUUCAGGCGGACGACAGACCAAAUCCGCACGGAACUUGCGCGAAGAAGCAGAGAGGAGAGACUACGAAGAGACGAACCUCGUCCGUCUGCCAGUCAUGUCGAAGAAAGAGCGAGCGAGAAAAGGACUGGGCAAGCCUUCGGAUGGUGGCUUCGGUGGAGAGGAAUGGCGAGGUCUGGGUGUGAACCUGGACCGCAUCGGCGACUUGACCAGGAGGAAGGGCAAGGACAGUCAGCUGGACAAGAGCAGAAAGAGACGAGCGACAGAAGAUGGACCUAGAGGCGAUGGUGCUGGAGGUGGAUUCGAGGUCAAAAAGAGGAGGAUGCAGAAGAAGGGUCAAUUGUAG